Molecule: messenger RNA, 1554 nt
Organism: Trypanosoma rangeli
Lineage: Eukaryota; Euglenozoa; Kinetoplastea; Trypanosomatida; Trypanosomatidae
Exons: 1
Coding region: 1-1554 (517 amino acids)
Source: RefSeq, a predicted model, not a curated record
AUGGAGUUGGACGAGUUCCUUGCUGACAAGUCGUCGGCCGCAGACCCGUUACACCUUGACGACGUGUUUGAGAGACCGUCGGCCGCUGGAGCGCCGUCCGUUUUGGACGUGCCGAAGCCGCGGCGGCCGCCUGCAAAAGGUCCACCGCCGCCUCGGGUACAUCCGGUGCAGCUCCAGUUCUUCCGGGAUCCUCCGCCGCACGUGAAGCCGUACGUGACAAACGCGUGCUACUACGCCAACCAAAUUGCCCUGAUCACCCGCGAGGGGGCUCGCGAGAAGCGGGGGAUUGUGAUAAACGACAGCAACGUUUACAUCAUGGGCGACGGGUCGAGGGUGGAGCAAACGAUACCGCUCACGCAGGUGGAGGCAAUGAUCAUGCAGGACGUCCUCACGCCGAAGUCCCUCGGAAUCUCAAAGGAGUGGCAGACGCAUGUUCUAUUGCAUUUGCGUGACUUUCCGGAUCUUUUCUUUGCACUUGCGUAUGAAGAAAAGCACGACCCCACAACGAGGGCCGCCGUAGGCAGCAGAACUCCUGCGCUCGAGACGGUGCUGACGGGGCUGCUGUGGGCAUACGAUGUGGACCUCCUCGUCUGCAGCCUCAGGGAGGAGGAGUCGAUUCAGCAGCUUCUCAAGCGUACCGUGACGGACGUGGGGAUGCGGCGCGAGUGCGACGAAAUUCUCGCCUACCGCACCGGCCUCACAACCGUGCUGAAGGGGUUGCUGGGGCAGGAGGUACAGCUUGUUGCGAGCCUCAACAAAAUCAGGGUGGCGAGUGCCUCACAGGCGGUGAGGACCCUUCUGAAAGAAAUUGUAUUGAUCGAGGGCAAGAACGAGGCGAUGAUGUCGGCGCUGGAUCAGGCAAGUGCCUCACUUGAUCGGUGCCUGUCGAAGGAACGCGAACUGCGCGAGUCCCUGGAGGUAAAAGAGAGGGAGAUUCAGUCGAAGGUGGACGCACGGCUCGCGGCGCAGCAGAGUGAAAUCAUCGCGAGACAUGCGCUGGAUUACGAAAUCAUGACGUCAGCCCACCAGACGGAGAUGCGGCACCUCGGACUUCUGUGCGACCUUCUGCAGGCUUCCCUCGAGCGGUGCCGCAAGUCCCCCGCCGUCACCGUCGGCGAGCUCGAGACGGAGUUGGCGGCGUUGCAGCGGCUGAGGCAGGCGGUGCUCUUGCGUAAGGGCGAUGCGACGGAGAAGCUAGCCGAGGCGAAGCGGUCUCUCAUCGCCUCGAAGGCAGCGCUGCAGCAGGCGAAGGAGGAAGUGGAUGUUCUGCGACAACUGCCGCCAGGAGAACCCGUUCCGCCCAGCUUUAAUCGCGGGAUGGCACCUACGUUUCUUCCUGUGCAUCUGUCGCAGAGCCAGCUGGAGAGCCCGAGCGCGGACCUCGAGGAGACCGUCGCGCCGCAGAGCAGCGUGCGUGCCGGUGACGCCAAAGGCACGGCUGUGGUGCUUCUCGACGACGAUGACGACGAUGACAAUAUCGAUUUUAUUUCGCUGCCAGAGCAGCUGUCGGCUAACACCCACCCCAAUCUUCUGGUGGAUGACGACGAUUUGUAG